UCAGCGCUUGUCAUGGUGUCAGAGUGAAAGGGUCCCGAAGCGUUUUUUGUUUUGUUCAUUUACCAGUCAGACCAGAAACUCGGGAACAGGAACACACGCACACGAGUCUGGACCAGUUUUCUGCCUCUUGUGGUCCCCUGAUGGCUUCGCACAAUGAUACUGUGGUGGUGUUCUUUGGGGCAACAGCUGGUGCAAAUGGGGUUAAACUGGGUUCGGAUGAGAGGGAAUUAAUUCUCUUGGUGUGGCAAAUUGUGGACCUGCAGAACAAGAAGGUGGGGAAAUUACACAGGUGCCUGGUAAAACCCGACAGCCUGGAACUAACAGAGCAGUGUAGAGAAGACACGGGUCUGAAUUUGGAUGACAUUUCUAAAGCCGAGCCUUUAGACGACGUUCUGCAACAGUUUCACCAGUCCGUGUUGAACGAGCUGAAGGUCCUGGGUAGGAGCUCAUUCACACUCUGCACAGACGGGCCCUUGCUUAUUAGACAAGUCUUCCAUCCAGAGGCCUCCAACAAGAAUCUGGUCCUGCCAGAUUGUUUUUAUUCCUUUGUUGACCUGCGGAAGGAGCUUCACAAAUGUUGUCCAGACUCCGGCUCAGCACAGGACCAGACCCUUUCCUCCAUGGCAGAAUAUUUAAACAUCCCUACAGAAAACACAGAGACAAGCGCAGGGGUCUGGGAGGUGAAAACUAUGGCAAUGAUUGUUUUGCGACUUCUUUCUGAACCACACAAUAACAAAUUCACAGACUUUGAGACAGUGAAGUACAAGUUUGAAACCGGCGCCUGCAGGAAGUUGGAGGCUGUGGACAGUGAGACAGUGAUCCGAGCCAGGGGACUCCCGUGGCAGUCUUCAGACCAAGACAUUGCCAGGUUCUUCAAAGGGCUCAACAUCGCCAAGGGCGGGGUGGCGCUGUGCCUCAAUGCACAGGGCAGGCGGAACGGAGAGGCACUUGUUCGGUUUGUCAGUCCGGAGCACAGAGACCUGGCCUUGGAGAGACACAAGCAUCACAUGGGCAGCCGGUAUAUAGAGGUUUAUAAAGCUACAGGAGAGGAAUUUCUAAAAAUAGCAGGUGGCACUUCCAAUGAAGUCGCCCAGUUCCUGUCAAAGGAGAACCAGGUGAUCAUCCGCAUGCGCGGGCUGCCCUUUACCGCCACCGCGGAGGAAGUGCUCAGCUUCCUGGGUCCAGACUGCCCUGUGACGGACGACAAAGAGGGGCUGCUGUUCGUCAAGUACCCUGACGGGAGGCCCACGGGGGACGCCUUCGUGCUGUUCGCCUGCGAGGAGUAUGCUCAGAACGCCAUCAAGAAGCACAGGGAGAUCCUGGGCAAGCGCUACAUCGAGCUGUUCCGCAGCACUGCGGCAGAGGUGCAACAGGUAUUGAACCGGUACAUGUCCACUCCUCUGAUCUCCACCCUGCCGCCCCCCAUGCUGCCGGUGAUGCCCCAGCCCUUCAUCAUGACAGGGCCGGCACGGGACUGCGUGCGGCUCAGGGGCCUCCCCUACACCGCCACCAUCGAGGACAUCCUGGAGUUCAUGGCCGAGUUCACGGUGGACAUCAAGCCCCACGGUGUCCACAUGGUCCUCAACCAGCAAGGUCGCCCAUCCGGGGAUGCCUUCAUUCAGAUGAAGUCCGCAGAGCGCUCCUUCCUUGUGGCUCAGAAGUGCCACAAAAAGAUGAUGAAGGACCGCUACGUGGAGGUGUUCCAGUGCUCUGGGGAGGAGAUGAGUUUUGUUUUAAUGGGUGGCACUUUAAACCGUAGUGGCUUGUCGCCGCCGCCAUGUAAGUUACCAUGCCUCUCCCCCCCUGGCUAUGCUUUCCAGACCGCUGCCGCAGUGAUCCCCGAAGCAGCGCUUUACCAGUCUCAAGCUCUGCUGGCCUCUCCCAGGACCCCCCAGCCCCCUGCCCCCACAGCACCCCCUGCUAUCGCUUACUACUCCACGCAGGCCCACGCACACGCACACGCACAGGCCCAGGCCCAGGCACAAGCACAGGCACAGCUGUACAUGAACAUGAGCAUGAACAUGAACAUGAACUACACUGCGUACUACCCGAGUCCCCCUGUCUCCCCCACCACAGUGGGUUACUUCGCUGCUCCUCACGGCUCCAUGGUCGCUGCCCAGGCCUCCCCCAGCGCCAUGCUGCCCCAGCCGGGGGCCCUGGUCCGAAUGCAGGGGCUGCCGUACAACACCGGCGUCAAGGAGAUCCUCAACUUCUUCCAGGGAUACCAGUAUGCACCCGAUGACUACAACAGCCUUAUUCAGAUGAACGAUCAAGCAAGGAGCUUGUUACAGCCUCCCAAAGAGUGGGUCUGUUUGUAAUUGCCCCACCUUUCGUUAAUCCGAGAAGCUCCACCCAGACUCUGUUCUCGUGCUCUACAACUUCAACGGCCAGUGCAGCGGGGAGGCGUUGGUGACUUUUCCGAAUGUUGAUGCGGCGAAGCAAGCUGUGGCUGAGAGAUCGGAGCGGACCCUGGCCGGACGCUACAUCAACCUCUUAGUGGUGUAAUCUGAGAGGGGAGGGGGGAGGGCAAGGGAAAACGAGCCGACAAACAAAACGGAGCACUGUGCCUUUAAGAGACUGUAAUGGAAGAUCCUGUGUUUGUGUUUUUUUUUUUAUUUCCUCAAAGUGCCUUAGAAUCCGUGGACUUCAGAUUUCUUAUUUAAAUGUGUGUGUUUUUUUUUUUUUUUUUUUUUUUUUUUUUUUUAAAAGCAGUAGAAAAGAGAGAUGAGAAAAAAUGUACAAUAAAUAAAUCUCAGGUAUCCACUGUCGUGGUGCACUAACCAUCACUGCACUGCAGCCUGGUGCCAGACAUGCUCAUCCCAAACCAGCAUGUGUUCAUGACCUUGGCCUGCGCUUGACCCUGGGGGGCUGGGUGGUAAUUAUUAGAACAAAUAUAAUGAGAUAUCCUGCUCUAGUUAAAGUAGAAACCUAAACCUAGUCAAGAGAGCCAGCAGCCUCUGUGUGCAGCACAUUAUUAUUAUUAUUAUUGUUUUGAUUUUUUUGCAAAGCAGUUGGGAGCCCAGCAAAAUCUUUUUUGUUUAAAAACACAAAGGAGUUGUCAGAACAAAAUGUGAAUGAAACCAUAUAUGAUGAACUCUGGGUCUACAUAGUAAAUGUUGGGCUGUUCCGGUCAAUCUUCUAAAGGGCUGUGUGCUUCUGUAAGCCAUAAUGAAGAUUCUGCCUUCACUUGCCAACCUGAGUUCAUGACCACAGAUCUUGAAAAGGCGCACAAAAAACAAACAAAAAAAAACAAAAAACCUACAUUUUUAUAACUUAUAUUUUAUUUAAGAAUAUUAUCUUUAAAACCCAAUAGUAGGCCAUGUUAGUUUGGGCCACAUUUAAAAUAAACUAAUACCUCUUAUUUUAAAGCAAUUCUUUUGAAACCUGAUUCUUUUUUUUUUUUACUUGUCUACUACUCAAAGCAGUGGGUGGGUGCCCUAUAGUGCUGCAGGAAUCUGAAGAGUACUCCUUGAGAGUGUUACUGUUAUGGGUGCAUUAUUCCUUUUUUUUGUCUUUUUAGUUUGGAUAUUUUUUACAGACUCCGCUGCAGUCCGUUUACAGAUUGUAGUCUCUCUCUCUCUGGCUCAAUUGUUGCAGUUCCUCUACUGCCCUCUAGUGUAGGAGAAUUGGAAUUGCCCACCCAACACAGCAGCACCAACAGUUGCUAUGGGAGAGCCUCCCUGUACUUGCUGUUCCACUUGUUGCUACCAGCAGGAUUCCAAAGGUGGGGAAAUCUCAAUCCAACUAAACACAUCUUUGUAUGUAUACUGUUCACAGAACUGUUUUGGCUAUUGAUUUACUUUAUGGUCUAAUGUGCAUCCAAAGAGAUAAGCAGAGUCUGUGUAUUCCUGAAGGGGGAGGCGUCUGUUUUCAGUUAUUGUGCCAGCUAGAGCAUGUUUAUUGUAGAUUCUUCUUGUUUGUUGUAUAUGCCUGUAACGUAUAUGAAUGUGUUUUUACAUGAGCUGGUUCCAUGUGUGAAUGGCUUCUGCAGUCCGAGCACUCGUCCCUCGUGCUUUAAUUAAACGCAGUGCAAUACCAGCAGAAAAAAGUGGGAAAGAUCCUCGGGAGGUUAAAAGCUGUAUAGUUUUUUUUUUUUUUUUUUUUUUUUAAACAAGUUUGAAACUUGCAUGGAUUUAGAAAGAUAUGUAUGCAUCUUAUAUUAAAAAAAUAAAUAAAUAAAUGAAAAGA
Messenger RNA from Polyodon spathula (Mississippi paddlefish), 4188 nucleotides. Its product is annotated as epithelial splicing regulatory protein 2-like. Gene Ontology annotation, cellular component: ribonucleoprotein complex; nucleoplasm. Bases 141 to 2318 code for a protein of 725 amino acids. NCBI's taxonomy places the organism in Eukaryota, Metazoa, Chordata, Actinopteri, Acipenseriformes, Polyodontidae. The record is from RefSeq and is a predicted model, not a curated record. Gene Ontology annotation, biological process: regulation of RNA splicing. Gene Ontology annotation, molecular function: mRNA binding. The transcript has 17 exons.